AUGGUUGGUGUGGUUCGCGAAAGGGAAGAGAGUGAGCUGGAUGACCGGGCUGCAUUUACUGACCUGAAGAAAGCCCGGAAGGAAGACUGCGCUCCGAUGAUGCGUGGCUUCAACAAAGUAGCAUCUCCAGCGCAUAAUGCAGAGCGAAUUUUGAAAAUGUUCCGUGAUCAGAAGGGGCUGAACAUUGGGACCGCGGUUGACCUGUACGAGCAUGGCCUCCAGACAGCCACAAGGGCAUACCGAGAUGGUUGUGAUGAGGAGACGGUCGUGGUCGCCUUGUUGCAUGACCUAGGUGAGUGCUGGUCCCCCAUCAAUCAUGGUGAGAUAGUUGCCAGCCUGUUGCGCCCGUACAUCAGCCCAGAAAACUACUGGGUUCUCGUUCACCACGAACUCUUUCAGGCGUAUUAUUAUCAGGAUGCAUUCGACCUCAAGGAGAAGAACUCCAGAGAUCGGUUCAAGGACAGUCCUCAUUGGAAGGCUUGCGAGACAUUCUGUGAGAAGUACGAUGCGCCUUCUUUUGAUCCUAGUUAUGAUUCAUUGCCUUUGGAACACUUUGAGCCCAUGGUCGCUCGCAUCUUCAAUCGCAAGCCCUAUGUUGAGAGCAAAAGUGGCGAUGACAGCGAGGUGAACAAGGCGAAGCUUACCCUGGCAGAGGCCUACCCUUCUCCAGAAGAGCUGGAAGCGGCCUAG
This is a messenger RNA of Symbiodinium pilosum, 690 nucleotides long. NCBI's taxonomy places the organism in Eukaryota, Dinophyceae, Suessiales, Symbiodiniaceae. The record is from the annotation of a GenBank genome assembly.